AUGUUGCGACUGAGGCGGUUCAACGCGGCUGCCGCAGCUGGAACGGUUCAGCGCCGCGGCGUGGAGGGCGGAGGGCAGCCGCAGGCGCCGCGGCAGUCCGCCGGCGCGCUGCACAGCCUUUACCGUCGUCUCCGCAAGGAGGGCGAGGACCGGCAGAUGAUGGAGCGGGCGCUCUCCACCCGUCCCCUCGAGGCGAACGUCAGGCUGGGCCUGCGCCUCCUCCACUACCACACGAUGCUGGUCAACCUUGACCGGGAGGCGCGUGAGCUGGCGCUUUGGCGACUCCUGCGUCGCUUCCGCUUGGCAAUGGCUAGACGCUACUUUGCGUGGCGCAUUUUUAGUCUGCGCCUCCUCUUACGCAGCACGGCGGCCAUCAGUGACGCGUUGGUGUACUCCUUCUUUCUGGCGAUUUGUUUCACUUUGUACCAAAUGUAUAGGGUCUGCCGCAUUGGCGUCACGCGUGCGGAGGAGCGCUACCAGACGCUCUCUAUCCCCAUCAAGCAGACCUUUGACGCUCUGGAGCAGGCGCAGGAGCGGCGGAAGGCCCUGCGCCGGGAAAUAGAGCAAGACAUGCUUCAGCAGCGGUAA
Trypanosoma conorhini is the source of this 588-nucleotide messenger RNA. RefSeq lists its product as uncharacterized. NCBI's taxonomy places the organism in Eukaryota, Euglenozoa, Kinetoplastea, Trypanosomatida, Trypanosomatidae. The coding region runs from base 1 to 588 and encodes 195 amino acids. The record is from RefSeq and is a predicted model, not a curated record. The transcript has a single exon.